Molecule: messenger RNA, 3507 nt
Organism: Aplysia californica (California sea hare)
Lineage: Eukaryota; Metazoa; Mollusca; Gastropoda; Aplysiida; Aplysiidae
Biological process (GO): DNA integration
Molecular function (GO): nucleic acid binding
Source: RefSeq, a predicted model, not a curated record
UAAUAUCAGCAAGCAGCACGCAGCAAAAGGGAAAGCUUCAAGAUUCCCAUCCGCCACACAUCGCCUGUACCCCCCAUCUCAGCCAUCACAUCGUCGCUAUCAACAAACGCAUGAGAACAGACCUUGUGGAUGGUGCGGAGGAUUACGACAUCCUCGUGAUAGAUGUCCAGCAAAGGACAAGACCUGCAAGACGUGUUCUAAACUUGGUCAUUUCUCUAAAGUUUGUAGAUCAGGUAACAAACCUUCUACACACCGUCGACACAGCACAGCACAUGUGAAACAUGUCACCAGCAACCUAAAUGAAAGCAGUGACACCUCAGAGGAAGACUACGUUUUCGGUGUCAAAACCAACCAGAAGACUCCCCAAGUGAACUUAGAUCUCUCAGGAGAGAGCAUCCCUUUUCUAAUUGACACUGGAGCAUCUGUAAACAUUCUAAAUGAGCAAUCCUACAAGAGCCUUAGCCAUACACACAAGCUGACCCCCUCAUCUACACGUCUCUUUGCAUACGGCAGUAACAAACCACUGCAAGUCAUUGGACAAUUCGAGUCCACCUUAAAAUACAAGAAACACCCCGUGCAAGCAACCUUCCAUGUGGUUCGUUCACAAAAAUCAACGAAAUGUGGCAAUCUUUUAAGUGCAAAAACAGCAGAAGACAUGGAACUUGUAAAUUUCGCAUUCAGUGCGACAACCACACCUACUCAUUCUUUAACAAACAGUCUCUGCAGUGAAUCCCCAGAGCUAUUUAAAGGUCUCGGCAAAUUAAAGGGCAUCAAGGUCACACUGCAUCAGGACCCGUCAGUCCAACCUGUCGCCCAACCACAUCGCCGAAUACCCUUUCACCUCAGAAAGAGAGUGGAGGAAGAGAUCCAACGCCUAGAGCAGCUCGACAUUAUCGAGAAAGUGGAUGGUCCGACACCAUGGAUUUCUCCCAUUGUCGUGGUGCCCAAACCCAAAAAACCUGGUGAAAUUCGACUCUGUGUGGACAUGCGUGCUCCCAACAAGGCAAUCAAGAGAACACGCCAUAUCAUGCCCACACUAGAUGACAUUCUGAUGCGUUUAAAUCAAGCCAAAUGGUUCACCAAGCUUGACCUCAACCAAGGCUAUCAUCAACUGGAGCUUGAUCAAGAAUCAAGAAACAUAACUACAUUUUCAACGCAUAUUGGCCUUCGUCGAUACAAGCGACUGAAUUUCGGUGUCACAAGCGCUGCAGAAAUAUUUCAGAACCACAUUUCAGAAGUUCUCUCCGACAUCAACAACUGCCUCAACACCAGUGACGACAUCCUGGUCUACGGUAAAACGCAACAAGAACACGACGACUCUUUGAAGAAAGUCUUUGAGCGCCUGAAGGAGAAAAACCUCACACUGAACAAACAAAAAUGCGAGUUCAAUAAAAACUCCAUUGAAUUUUAUGGAUUUAUCUUUGGAGGAGACGGCGUCUCUCCAGAUCCCAAGAAAAUCAAAGCAGUCCACGAAAUGCCGGCACCAACGAAUCAAAAGGAAGUUCGCAGCUUCCUAGGCAUGACUAACUACGUCUCUCGGUUCAUCAAGGACUAUGCUGACCUCACAAAACCACUCAGAGACCUAACACGCAAAAAUACACCCUGGUCGUGGUCCGAAGAACACCAGAAAUCGUUCAACACACUCAAAGACAUGAUCACCUGUGACAAAGUCAUGACCUACUUUGACCCCAAUCUCCUCACUGAGAUCACCGUUGAUGCAAGUCCAUUUGGACUUGGCUGCAUUCUCUCACAGCGUGACAACAACAACGUUCACAUAGUGGCAUACGCAAGUCGUGCUUUGACUGAUGUCGAGUCACGAUACUCUCAAACCGAGCGAGAAGCUCUUGCCGUCGUCUGGGCGUGUGAACAUUUCAACCUGUACUUACUUGGUCAACACUUCACAGUAAUCUCUGACCACAAACCCCUUGAAGGAAUCUUCAACAGCACAACAUCCAGAACCUCAGCAAGAAUUGAACGAUGGAAUCUCAGACUCCAACCUUACGACUUCACCCUACGCUACCAGCCAGGAGCGAAUAAUCCAGCUGACUUCCUCAGCAGACACCCUCAUGAGAAAAACAACGUGACCUCCAGUCAUAUGGCUAAAAUCGCAGACGACUACGUCAACUUCAUGGCCGGUCAUUCAGUCCCUAAAGCCAUGACUCUGGAAGAAAUUGCCAGCGCAUCAGAAAGCGACCCAACACUCCAAGCAGUCAUCAAAUCUGUUCAAACAGAUCAUUGGCACACGCCGCCUGAAAUCACUGUAGAUGCUGCCACUUACCAAGUCUUCAAAACUGUUCGUGAAGAACUCUCUGUUCACAAAGACGGAACAAUUUUACUGCGUGGCACACAAAUCGUUAUCCCUAGAUCAUUGCAACAGCAUGUCAUCAACAUUGCUCAUGAAGGACAUCAAGGCAUCGUUAAGACUAAACAACUCCUGCGUGAAAAGGUUUGGUUUCCCCACAUUGAUCGUCGAGUGGAGAACACUGUCAAAUCAUGUCUAGCAUGCCUGUCAACAAUUCCAGAACACCAUUCUGAACCACAAAGAAUGACUCCUUUGCCAACGAAACUUUGGUCUGAAGUUAGUAUCGACUUCUGUGGACCAUUCCCUUCUAGUGACUAUCUACUAGUUGUCAUAGAUGACUACUCACGUUUCCCAGAAGUAGAAAUCCUGUCAUCUACCAGUGCAAGAGCCACAAUCCCCAAACUUGACUCCAUCUUCGCUCGUCAUGGUGUCCCACACACCGUCAAGUCUGACAAUGGUCCACCCUUCUCCAGCUACGAAUUCAAACAGUUUGCUUCGCAGCUAGGAUGUAAACACCGCAGAAUAACUCCUCUCUGGCCCCAAGCCAAUGGUGGUGUUGAAAGAUUCAUGCGAAUGCUCAAGAAAACAGUGCAGUCUGCACACAUUGAAGGCAAGCCUUGGAAACAAGAACUAUAUCACUUUUUGAGGAAUUACCGAGCUACCCCCCACAUCAGCACUGGUGUAAGCCCAGCUGAAGCUCUGUUCAAACGCAACAUCAGAGUGAAACUACCUCAGAUAGAUUCACUCAUGAAACCACCAACGACUGACAAUGACAUUCGUCAACAUGACACCAACAAAAAGGAGGCAGCAAAACGGUACGCUGACGAUCGUCGACAUGCCCGAAAUUCCGACAUACAAGUAGGAGACACUGUCCUCGCUCGUCAACCCUACAAAAACAAACUGUCAUCGUUCUAUGACCAUGAUCCGUACCAAGUAACCUCAAAGAAAGGUCCAAUGGUCACCGCCAGUCGCAAUGGCAAAAACAUGACAAGAAACACUUCAUUCUUCAAAAGAGUGCCUGAUACUCUGAAAUCGUCCAACCCUACAAACUCAACAGAGGAAGAAGAGGAGGAUGAGGACAAUGAAGCUUCGAAUGAAACAGCAGACAAUCAAAACCCAACUACUACCAAUGAACCAAUCGCGACUGAACGUCCACAACGUCACCGUAAGCGUCCUGGAUACCUAAAAGACUAUGUGACUAACUC